Theileria equi strain WA is the source of this 1026-nucleotide messenger RNA. RefSeq lists its product as hypothetical. Bases 1 to 1026 code for a protein of 341 amino acids. NCBI's taxonomy places the organism in Eukaryota, Apicomplexa, Aconoidasida, Piroplasmida, Theileriidae. The transcript has 3 exons. The record is from RefSeq and is a predicted model, not a curated record.
AUGAAACUAAGGGAGAUGACAAUGGUUGGAGUGAGCCCCUUGAGCAGGAACUUAUUGUUGCAUCCAACUGGUGUAGCAAAUGAAUAUACAUACAAUUACGGUAGUGCCUCAAACGACGAGGUAACUGUCACUGAGACUAAAAAUCCUAAAGGCUUGGAAGGAUAUAUAAAAUGUGAACACAAGCCAAACAAUGGUAACGCAAUUAAAGCUAUAACGUAUAAAAGGCAACCUACCACUGGAUUAUCUGAUGCGGGAACUCAUAAAAGUGUAACUGUCUAUUUUUGGGAAUGGGAUCUUGGGUAUAUUAACCCUUUACUUGUUAAACUAGGAAAUGAUGAAAAGUACUAUCUAACAAGUGAUAGCAGUACUUGGACUAGUGAGAAACAUAUAACAUCUACUACUCUCAGACAGAAGUUAGAUGAACAAAACUGUAAAAGAAAUCAGGCCCAUCAAGUUGACCUCUCACAAACUCAUACCAAGAAAAAUAGUUAUAGGUGUUUGGUGUCAACGUGCGACGUGGAAAUUUCUGUACAACCAAGGACACCCUCAGGACUCUCUAAUUAUUGGCAUACUAUAGAUAGCAUCUCUAAGUACUCCAUCUCCAAAUUUUUUGCUGGAGCUGUGGAGCAGACAGGAAUACCUGCUUCAAAGGAUAUCACUGGUAUUAGCGUAUACCUUUAUCCUCAGUCCUCUGGAACUCCUUUGCUUUUUUACAUCUCUAGUCCAGUAAGUAAAUGGUUUAGUAAAUACAUUGGAGAUAAUGAUUGGAAGAAUGAAGAUAGCUUAACUCAAGCCCCUAAUACUGAAGAUAAAAUUCCUUCCAAUAUUCAGAAUCUCCAGAAACUCUCCACUCCAAAAGUUACAAUAGAUGUUUCUCGGUCAGAUAGUAGUGCAUACCGGCCUGAGGAUUAUAAUAUACAGUUCCGUGGUAGUAAGGGCCAAGUUGGUUCUUCUAACUUCUACAAAAUUACAUAUAUUGAAUCAUCAAAUCAACCAUUUCAAAGUCAAGAGUGUUACACACUGUGA